UAACACAUAUACACAGAUACACAUAUACUCAUAUACACGCACGUAUACCUACCUACCUACAUUCCUACCUACAAUCCUACACACAUACAUUUUGUCCGUGAAUAAUUACCGAAGACCGUAACUCCGGCCUCGUGUCUGAUUGGAUUCUGCAUGUGCAUGACCUAUGCCAUGCUUUAAAGAACAUUAAUGAACUAUGGAGCAUGGACCACAUUUCAGUUAUCUUUCCCUCUUCCUUCUUCCCCACUUCUCCUUCUUUUAUAUAUAGAUAUACAUAAUAUCUACUUGGAAACACAACGCCAUUAUACGUCGAUGUCGAAUAUACUCUUUUGCUAUUUAUGUAUUCAUAUCUACCCGUGUUUACGAAAGGAUUAAUAAGUUGUUGAAACUCAUCGAUGGAUAUACUGGAAUGGUUUAAUAAAAGCUGGCCGCUGUUUCUCGUCUCUACAAUAUUCGUGCUCAUCGUGAUGGCUGUAUGUAUUGCCUGGUGUAUAUGGAAAUACAAAUCGAAGUACCAGAGACGCAAAGAUGGAUAUUCGUCAAUAGACGACCAAGUACCGCUCCCUGAAAAGUUGUUGAUAGACCAACAGAAACAAGAAAAAUCUAUAAAAGAACGUACUUUAAUGGCCUGCCAAUACUAUCUUCGCAAUGUGAACCAUUAUAGUGAUGUCCAACAGCUUGAUGAUAUAGGUCGACGCGAGGAAAAAUAUUGGUUCUUAGUCCACGAUAGUUUGCUUGGGCGCAAAACACUGCUGUCAGCGAUAAGGUAUGACCCAAAGAUGUCACUACCGUUUUCUCAGGAAAGCCAAGCCGAUUUGCGGAUAUUUGAUCAAUAUAUAAAGCAUCCAUACAUCAUGCCAUUCAUCCAUAUCGAAUUUCUUCUAGAAGAUGAUGCUAUAGUUGUAUCGCGUCCUUUUAGCCCAUCGGGAUCUCUUAAAGACGAAAUAUACCAGGCUCGCUGCUUAGACGACCAUCGGGAUAAAUAUAACCACAAUGGACAACCAUUGCCCCUGGGACAGAUACAGACGUACUCCAGUCAAAUACUCAAGGCAUUACUUCACAUGCAAGCGAAGAAACUCCCGGUGUUUAGUCAUUUACAUUCAGGAAAUGUGAUCCUAUUUAAUGGCACUUGCAGGUUAACUGAUACUGAAAAUAUAUUCUUUCAAAAACAUUAUCUCCUGUCGCCGCUUUUUCGAAGGAAACUAACAGAUACACCAGAUAAUUCAUUGUCAGUUUUAAUGUUUGGUCAUCUUCUGUUCGAGAUGUCCACAGGUAUGGAACUGGAAGACACCUACCCCAGAGUCGAUGAAAUGACAUGUUGCGUAUACCCAGCAGUAUCAAACGUGCUGGAUUUCAUUUUUGACAACAAAUCUACUCAGCUCCCGACAUUAGAAGAACUGUCCAAUCUAUCUUUCUUCAGAGAAGUUCCACAUCCGGCUUUAAAAGGCUACAGACCUUCUCGAGAACCAUUGCCGCAGAAUCUCAAAGAACAUCUCCGAAUUUUGCGCAAAGGGGUUUCACAAAAAUCGUCCAUUGGGAGGAAAACAAAACGAAAACGUUCAUCACUCACGAAUAUGGAUUUGUUCAUGAAAACUACGCAAUUCCAAACUACUCAGGCAGAAGCCGAAGAACUAUUUACACCUGUGUCACCUUUACCACCACCUCCUAAAACUCCACCUCCAAUAGAAGUUGUACAUAAGCCUCCUCUAGCCACUCCACCACCACCACCACCACCACCACUACUGCCGCCGCUGUCACCCUUACGACCGUUAUUGCCAUCGAAGUCUUUGUCGUCUGAAGCAGGACCUCACCUCGGUCCGAAACGUCAAGCAUCGCUGCCAACGUCGCUGUUACAGCCAACGACGGGUUCAGAACGAUCUCAGACGGCUGCUCCCAAUCGAGCUGCAUUACUGAGCGAUAUUGCAAAGGGAGCUAAACUAAAAAAGACAAAGGUCAAUGAUAGAAGCGGCCCUAAAUUUUAGAUUUCGUCUAGAAAUGGUUGCAAGAAGUAAAAAAAGUUGAAGCAAAAAACUUACUGCUGAAACGAAAAUUGUAUGUGUUCGUGCGCACAUGCACCCGUCUGUUCUUGGGCGUGUCAAACGACAAAACUACAACGAGUUUAUAAUAGAUUCAAAAAUACAUGCGCCAACUAGGAUUACAAACAAGUAAAUAAGUAAUCCAUUGAAGCAUCUUUAAAAUAACUCAAAACAACGGACACUCAGACACAGACCAAAGGGAACACAAACACAAAAGGAACACAAGCAUGUGCCUUCGCAUGACUUAAAGUUUCUUCAUGAACGAUUCAACAAUAUAGAAAACUUUAUAAAGUUUUUAUAAAACUUUAUUAAAAAACACGUCAUUUAUGACGACAGAUGUCAGAAAAAUUUCGAAGAAAUUGUUGCAAGUUCUAUAUGAAAUUACAUUACUAUUGGAACGAAAGUAAUAAGUUUCGGCAAACAUUAUUUACUUUCGCAUACAAAUGAAUUUAACUUAAAGGAAAAACAAUUCAUUAAAAAGCGCAAAUGUAGAAAAAUAUUCUUGCAUUUUUGUAGAGAAUAUACACUAAUAAAACGUAUACACUCCUCAAAUGAAUGAUUCGUCAAAUAUGGCAAUAUAUGUUCGAUGAACACAUCUGAUAUUAAAAGGAAAAUAAGGCGACAGAAUCUAACAAUCUUUGAUUCUCAUGUCAAGGUUCUAAUAUCAUGAUUCUAAUAUCAUGAGCAACGUCGGUCAAGAUGUAAGAUCGGUUCGCGGUUUCAGUCUUGUUUCCACUUAUUCCAGGAAUGUUGCAGGGAAUUGCAUCGAUUUUUUUCGCUUUCCAAAUCUACUCCCACGAAUAUAUACAGUCUUUAUCAGAAGAUAUAUUCGUUCUAACACAUAAAAUGAGAUAAAAUCUCAUAAUAUAUAUAUAUAUAUAACUACAAAAUUUUCUAAAAUAUCUAGACAAAAUACUUUUCUAGAAUUAUUUUUACACCCACAUAAUAAAAAAUUAUUUGUAAACGGACAUUAAAUUGCAAUUACCUUUGUUUUACUUUUUCCUUUAUUACCAGGAUAU
Molecule: messenger RNA, 3052 nt
Organism: Octopus sinensis (East Asian common octopus)
Lineage: Eukaryota; Metazoa; Mollusca; Cephalopoda; Octopoda; Octopodidae
Product: slowpoke-binding protein-like
Exons: 13
Coding region: 393-1979 (528 amino acids)
Molecular function (GO): actin binding
Source: RefSeq, a predicted model, not a curated record